This is a messenger RNA of Thelazia callipaeda (thelaziosis nematode), 648 nucleotides long. Lineage: Eukaryota; Metazoa; Nematoda; Chromadorea; Rhabditida; Thelaziidae. The record is from the annotation of a GenBank genome assembly.
AUGUACUCAGUAAUAUCCUUGAUAAGACUGAUAUGUCUAAAAAUAAAAUUUGCAGCAUUUGCAAUUGCAAUUGCUGGUCACAUUAUAAAUACGCCUUCUCCACAAGAAUUCAAAAGUCGUUUAAAAGGUCAGGUGGUUUGUUAUUCAUGUCUGGCUUUUAUACGUGAUCACACUUCACAACAAUCAAGCAGGAUAUAUUUAGAAUUCAGCACAAAUGUCACAGAUUUGUAUAAAACGCUUCAGAAAGGUGGACUAAUUAUACCAAAAUAUUCACCAAACUGUGCAGAAAUUUAUUCUUUCAAUGUACCAAAUUAUUAUGGAGUGGAUUUGGUAUUCUGCCCAAAUACUGUCACUGAAGCUGGUGCCUGUGUUAAACUCAAAGGACAUUAUAAUGGUGAUCAGUACAUUUAUCGUAAUUGUUGGAAUAAUAUGUGGAUUGAUAAACGACCAUAUGCAAGACAAAUGUCUGAACGUUGUUACACUGAUGAAUUAGUGCAAAACUUUGUGGCAACAACCAACAACAAAAUAUGUUUUUGUGAAGAUGACCUUUGCAAUGGAAGUAACGCAAUAGUAAUAUACAAUUAUUAUCCACGCCUGUUGGCCUUAUUUGUUAUAAUUUUAUGUUUCAGUCAACUACAUUUUUUAUAA